Molecule: messenger RNA, 1165 nt
Organism: Saccostrea echinata
Lineage: Eukaryota; Metazoa; Mollusca; Bivalvia; Ostreida; Ostreidae
Exons: 4
Coding region: 60-1001 (313 amino acids)
Source: RefSeq, a predicted model, not a curated record
AACGUCAACAAACACAGUUUUCCACGUUAUCCAGUGUAGUGUGUUCUCAAAAGACAAAGAUGCAAGAAAAAUCUCUGAAAGAACUGAGUGAGGAAAGCAAAACCAAGGAGACGGUAACCUACCCACUGGGGAAGUUGGUUGUGAAAGUUGCCAAAGUUGGCCACACAGCAAAAUUCACAGGGAGCAAUGGAGUGCCAGGAAGCAUGCUAAACUUUAGCAUUGCUGAUUCAACAGAUGCAAUGUUGGCUACUCUGAGUGAUGAGACGCAAUUUAACAAAAUAAAGGAAGGAAGAACCCUUCAACUCAGGAACUUUCUGGUGAAAGGAAAGAGAGUAGUGCUUUCAGGGCACUCAAAAGUCAUGAGUGCAUCUGCUCUAGAACUGCCUGAUGGACAAAUUCAGAAGGCAACACUUCUCAUCAUGCCUCCAUCUCCCUCCAAGACGCUGAGGGAAGCCAUGGACUCCCCUCUGCGUGACAUCGUAACUAUUCAGGGCCAGAUAAUUCGGGAUGAAGCAGUUAAGUUUGUUCAAGUUGGGCAAAAGGAGACAAAAAUUCGAACCAUCACCUUAGAGGAACACGGAAACACAAUGGAGGUAACACUCUGGAGGGAUUUGGCAGAAAGCCAGCUUAAAGUGCAAGACUUCGUUGAAAUUUGUCAGUGUGUCGUGUCUGAGUGGCAAAAGAAGAAAUCACUGAACACGACAAGGAACUCUUUAAUCAAGACUGUUGCUCCCCGUGAAGUUGAUGUGACAGGCCAAGUAGAGGCUUUGGCGAUACUUGAACAGGACGUGGAAAUGUGUAUCAGAGACGAGACGAAGGGUUUGAAAGAUGUAAAAUUUGAUUUGGCUUUGCUGAAAUUAGAGCUCAGUUUAAGAGAGGACGAAGGAAGUAUGGAAACUGAUGCAGAUCUGGAAGAAUUCUUGAUCACGAAAUUGCCGUUCAAGGUUCAAGUCAAAUUGACUGGAUCAAAUGUAAACUCUUUUGACAUCCUUGAAAUGUAAAGCUAUGUUGCGGGUAUAAAUGACUUGCCUACUAUUGUGUCAAAACACCAAUGAUUAUAGAAGGUUUCUAUUCUACUUGUUAAACUUCAAAGUUACUGCUAUUUUUCAUUCAUUUGGUCUUUUUACAAAUGCAUGUGAAUAUCAUUUCCAUGUUUUUUUUAUCA